Molecule: messenger RNA, 649 nt
Organism: Aspergillus novofumigatus IBT 16806
Lineage: Eukaryota; Fungi; Ascomycota; Eurotiomycetes; Eurotiales; Aspergillaceae
Product: GNAT family N-acetyltransferase
Exons: 1
Coding region: 158-649 (163 amino acids)
Molecular function (GO): acyltransferase activity, transferring groups other than amino-acyl groups
Source: RefSeq, a predicted model, not a curated record
AAAAGGUACCUUAAGUCUCCAUUCUUCAGGGUGGUGUGUUUCCGAUUACCUCCUUCAUGCCGAAUUGGCCAGGAGAGUAGCACCCCUGAAACACUGUGGUCUCCUGUCUCUUACGGCGCUGAAUGUAGAUCAUCUGAGAAACUUUGCAGCAUCCACAAUGUCAGUCAAUUUAACCAUAUCAGACAUUCAUGCUUUAGGCAAAGAUCAGGCAUUUGACAUCCUCGCACAAAUUGCACGGAUUGAGAAAAAGACUUUUCCGGCUAACGAGGCAUUCCCUUUUGGAGAGGACCUUUGGAAGAAGAAGCCUAACACCAGGGUCUUGUAUGCGGUCAGCACAGCUUCCGGUGUACCGCAUCGUUUAGUCGCCUAUGCUGUCUAUGUUCGGCAGAAAGGAGUAGCUUUACUGCACAAAGUCUGUGUUGUAGAGGCAUUUCGUCGGCAGGGCAUCGGGAUGCAGCUUUUGAACUACAUUCGGCAACGUCUCCAGAAGGAAGGCUGCCAAUACAUUCAAUUAUGGGUGGACAAGGCUAGGGAGCCCGCACGUUCAUUGUACAAUCGCAGUGGGUUUGAAGAACGAGAGGAGAUUGCCGACUACUACGCGCCAGGUCGUACUGGAAUUCGGAUGGUCCUUGACCUCGAACGCGGUUGA